CGAUAUGUUCUUAAUUUAAAUGAAAUAGUAUUUUUUGUUAUUUUGUCGUAUGUGGUGUCCUUUCAAAACGGAUUUUAAAAAAGAAAUCCACCCAUGACUCGUCGAAUGAAUUAAUAAUAAACGGAACAAAAACCACAACAACAAAAUAAUGUGUAAAAAGGGUUUUAUUUGACCGUCGUAAAAGUGGAUGUGUUUUCCAAUCGUUGACGAAUUAACUCUCAUGUUCGUUCUCUGUCUCUCAUUCAUUUAACCAGUCAAUCACGAAUGUAGUGAAUAAUAAAAAAUGAAGUGAAUCCGCUACAGUGUUUUGCGUCGAAAAGGUUCGGUGACCCAUAAAUGUUUAUCGAUACAUAUAUUCAGGGAAAAAAAUCGAAGAAAAUAUACGACGAAGAAAACUGAAACAAAUCGCGUUCAGUUUCAGUGAAUGCUUUUAUUCAGUUGUACAUUUUGUUCUCGAUAAGUUGGAAAUCGAUAGUAAAGUUAAUGAAAUGGGAGUGAUUUUUCUUUCCUGCUGAAUGUAAUGCAUUGUGUGUCGAUGGAAAUUGAUGGAAAGCAUGCAGUUAAUUAAUAGGCAAAACAAGCCUUCGUAGACGUUGUGAUUGCAAAACGAAACAGUAAAACUAAUUUACGUAACUAUUGCUUGUUCAUGCUGUGCACUCUGCCAACAAUUUAUUGAUCAAAACAGGAAAAUUAAAUGGAAACUUGCGAUGACGACCAACUUUGUUGACUAAACGAAUUGUCGAAAUCCAAUCAAUGCAAAAUCUAUUUCAAUUGAUUUCAACGCAAAGCCUACAUGUGCACCAUUGGGAUUUUUUUUAACUGAGCUUGAAUCGCUGGCGCCUUUCUUAUUUUUUUUUUUUCAUUUGAAUGGAUUGAUUUUUAAUACAAUUGAAACGGGAAAUAUAUCUAUUUUGAGAUUCGUUGAACCGAAUUCAGCAGGAGGGAAAACACCGACAUUGCAAUAGUCAAUAAUCACAAUCGAAAAACAAAAGAAGGACAUUUGCCAACAUUAAAUCAUUUACUGUCGAUAUAACGAAUGCAGUGCACCACUGAACUAUUGAUGUAGAAAAUAGAAUUUCCGUUCUUUAUGGUAAAAUUACUUGCGAUUAGCAUAAAAAAUAUAGUAGAACAUUUCAGCAAAACCAAGAAAAAGUAGCAAACGAAUAUGCUGGAAUAUAAUUACCACGGGGUGUGUUACGUAUGAUAAAUAUGCAAUCUGAAAAGAUUUGAGUGGUAUUAUAAUUAAUAACGAUAAAAGUCGUAUCCAAUAUAGCCAGAAAGUGUGCAAAUUAGCGUGAAAGGUUUUGGGUCUGGCAUGAACCUUGACACGAGGCCAAUACGCAUAUAUAUAAAAUAGAAACUCGCAUAGCAUCACAUUAAUGCCAUAACUUUAAACGCGACCGACACUCACACACAAACAACAUAAUGGACAAAUCUAAAUCGAGUUCACCGCGGAAACAAAAGCAACUUGGGCCAGCACCUAUUGCAUCUUUCGAGGAUACAUCGUCCGAUGAGCUUAAAUUUAAGAUGGAUUUGAAUAAAACGGAUUCACAAUCGAUAGAAAAAAGUUGUCCAAAUAAAAAAACGACGAAUGAAACUGCAUCAGCUAUGACGGAAUCAGCACAAUCACGAAAUGUGUUACGAGUUUCACAAACGCCUCGUAUUGAUAUAAGUCGUGCAUCAAGUUCAUCGCAACACGAAGACAGCCGCGACAGUAGCCCGGAAAAUGUUUUCGAUCAAGUUGGUGAAGGAGUAUUAGAAGAAGGAAAUGAAAUUGAUUUGGGAUUCGCAGAAGAUGGAACAAAUGACUUGAGAAGAUCCACAGAGGAACUAUAUUUGAUUGAAGGUGAUAGCAAAAAUAAUAAGGAAAAGGUUGAACGAGAAAGUGAAUGUCAGCCACAAAAACGUUCAUCGCCAACAUCAUUUAAAUUCGAUGAAAAACAGCAAGCGUGUUUACAGCAAAAUGCACGUAAAGACUCGGUAAGCUCUGAAGUGGCAGCUUUGUUAUGUAUAUCGGGUAGAACGAGCCGUAUUUCAAGUGUUGGCAGUCAAGGAUCGGCUGUAAGUCGAUUGUCGGCUGUAUCUGGUAUAUCACGUUCCCCUUCACCGCAUAAAACAAUGCUAGAGACAUCGUUUUGUGGACCAAAACCUCUUAAUUCUGGCAUUGCUAUUGCAACAGCCAAUGAUACUCUUACUACCGAUGAAUUGGAGCAAAUUAUUUUGGCACGUAAACAUGAUGUUACCAAGGCUGUAUUAGCCGAAGGUAUUAACAUCGAUUUAUCAACACCGAAAAAAAUAAAAACUGAACCGAAAAAAGAAUCCAAUGGUAGUUUUAAAGAUGUUCCCGAGAAAAUCGUUAAGCGUACACAAAUUGUUACCGAUAAGAGUAAAGUGGGCGCAGCACGUGCCAAUAACCAACCCAAAAAAGGUGGUGUACUCAAGAAAAACAAUUGCACCAUUGUUGGUGUUACGCCAAGUGGAACUCAGUACAUUCGAAUAAAACUGAAACCGGACGACCUGUAUGAUGACCAAGGAAUAUCGUCAAAUGAACGUGUGGUCGAAGAGACCGAAGUGUCAAAACCGGAUUCAUUAAGUUUGAAAAAAUCUACAACUAAAAAAACCGCUCCACAUUUUACGCAAUUGGUUCAAAAUGAUGGUGCUACUGCAAAGCAAACUGAUCAACAUCUAACUCCGACUGCAUCACCAAAACCCUCACGAAAUGUGUUGAAAAAUGCUGGUAGCCGAUCACCAUCGCCCGCCACAGCGGCCAUUAGUAUUUCGCGUAAAAGUUCAUUCUGUUCAUUGUUCAAGGCAAAAGAAGCGGCCAGUCCAGAUUCACCAAGUGGUCAACGAAAAAAGAGUGCUAUUUCAAUCCUGUUAGAUAGUCCACGUGAUCGUUCGCGAAGCAAAAGUCGAGAAAGUGAUAAAAGCAGUGGCGGUUUAUCAGCAAAUAGCACACCAAGUAAACAACGAUCCGUUUUGGCCAUAUUUAAACCCCGAAAGAAUUCAUCAAAGUCAUCGUCACCCAUCGAUCCCGAGAUGAACGAAAUAAUGUCAGGAAAACAAGAGCAUCAGAGUCGAAAACAAACGCAUAAACAAGAAGAGUUUCAGCAACGACCGGGCAGUACGACACCCAGACUACGAUACUACGAACAACCCAGAGAUCCACAUGAAGGCAUUCACAUACCAUUGCGUACGCCACCUGACGAAAAAGAAAACGUAACAUUUGCAUCAUCGAUCGCAUCCACAUCGCAAUCGAUUCCAGUAAGUAUUCAUGCAACGUCUAGUGGCGCUGAUGUGAUUGAAGUAGCACCAAUUAAGCCAAAAACACCGAUAAGCGAAAGAAAACAACCGAAACAAUCAAUUACAAAAUCAGUUGUAAGCACAUCGACUACACCAACAGCGACUGCACAACCAAAAACUAAGAAAAAUUAUCGAAUCGAAUUACCCGAUGGCAGCAUACGCAUUCCCUUGCGAUCUCCGUCUGAUGAACGCAAUGAAGCCGAUGAUUUCGAUAAUAAUAGCCAAUUGUGGAGUACAGCCGUUCAACGAAAUAGCUCUCAAGAGAGUCAAGAUACGGUUAUUUCGUCGAAGGCAGCUUCAUUGGUUAGUGGCGGUGAGAUUCAAGCAAAUAAAUCGUCUGUGAUUUCAACCGUUGUCGCCGCUCAAACACCACCAAUUACAACAGCUGUUGAAAAAAUAUCGGAAACGCCAGCUAAACAAAUAUCACAAGAUGAAACGACAAUCGUAUCCGUUGAAAAUGUAAACGGUGGCAUUCGUGCAAUGUCAAAAGAGCGCAAGCGAAUUCUAUUUAGUACAAAAAUUGGAUCAGGCAGUGAAGAGCAAAUAUUUGCGACACAAUUGAGCUUGUCGAAAACGGAAAGUCUUUCGAGCCAAUUAUCCGAACAAGUGCCGAAUUUAGAAAGUCCAUCUGCUGAAAAAAGUGACAGCAUUUUGCGUGACGAUCAAAAGCCCGAAUCAAUACCCGAACAAAUUGAGCCGGUUGUGAGAAUGAGAUCAAAAGAAGAUAACAAGGAUCGGGACACAGAUACUGAAGUGCAUGCUGUUAAACAAGAAAUGAUUAAUGUGAAUCGUCAUUCAAUGUAUAUCGAAAAUAUCGAAGAGAUUAUGGAAAAUCAAAGAAGAAUUGAAUCAGAGCGAAAAAAUUCGAUAGCAAAAGAGCAAUUAAAGCAACAAAAAUCGAGCGAUAGUUUUACCGAACAGCCUCGACAAAGUGUAAAACCAAUUAAACCGGAACGAGCUAGUAAAAUGUCAUCGCCAAGAAGUAGAGAUUCAACUGAAGAUCGUCGCACUGCCGGCGGAUCAUCUGGCAGUGAACAAGACUCUGAAAUUGAUUUAAAACAUCGAUGUCCACGACAAGUUGGCGCUGUUGAAGAGGAAAGUACGGGUUUGGUAAGUCAGGAAUCGUAUGAUGAUGAUUUACCGUUUGUGGCCACAACACUACCGAGUGAAGUCACAAUCGGUGUGUCUAUCAUGCCGAUUCGGGAACGUGCUUUAAUGGAUGUAAGAACAUGCCCCGUGGAACGGCCACGCUCAACAACACCACUGAAUAUAUCGUGUUUACAAGAAUACUGUGGUGCAGCAGCUUUAACUGAUGACUUGGAGUACACACGUGGCGAAAAGCUUCGAAUCAGUUUACCGCGAAAAGAUUGUAAAGAAAGUUCGAUUGCAUCAAGAUCAAAAUCACCACGUAGAGUAUCGAAUUCAAGUGGAAAGAGUUGGUUUGAGUUUGCAGAACAAGGUAUCGGUGGUACGGCCACAGUCAGUAGCCCAUCAAAUUCUAAUGCAAAUAAGGAUAUUGCUCCAAAUGAUUCGACAACAGUACGUAAAACUCCAAAGAGCACAACAGAAUGGAUUGAUUUUGAGAACAUUCCGGAAAAACGAAAGCCAGCUAAACGCAUAACAACGUUACCGCAUAAAGAGCACGGAGGUGAAACAUCACAUCACGUUCAAUAUAAUUAUGUAAAUCCAGACGAAUGCCAAUGCGAAUGUCAUGGAAAUGAACGAGAUGGUGGUGGUAGUAAUAAAUCGGAUAGCGAACGAAAAGAAUCAUUGACUGAAGAUCAAUCACCAGAUGACUGUGUUCCAUUACUUGAAUCGGAUCCCGAAGAAAAUUUAAAUAGAAAUGUGGCAGGCGAACCAAGUGAACAAAUGACGCGUCCAUCGGUCGAACAAUGGAAUCAACAACCAUUCAGUUUCGAUGCACCGGAUAAUGAUAAAACGAAGAAAACUAGCUUUGACUCAGGCGGUUCACAGUCGCCAGUCUAUGCACGCUCAAAUAAAACGACGACCGUUCAAUUGCCUCAAAGACUUCAACGUUAAGGAUUUACGAUUUACUCAAUGUAUUUUGUCAGUGUUAUAAUUUAUAUAGUCAAUUCUACAUCACUCCCACAUUUUUGAUGCAUCUACGCAACUGCAAACUUGAAUUCUCAAAUGCUCACGCGAUUUUUUUUUUGAUUAUUUUCAUUUUGAAAAUGUUUGAAUCGAGCGACUGAUAUAUUGUGAAUUGCGUAUGUUGCUCUAUUAUUGACAUAAAAUGGAAAAUGUCGCUAUUAUUAUUAUUAUAGGCAUUCAAUAUUUAGCUGAAUUAAAUAUUAUUAUAUUCGAUACCAAAAAAAAUAAUGCAAUAGAUAAUUGAAAUUAGUUAAUGAAACCAAGUAUUAUGAUUAUAUUCUCAAGGAGAGAAAUGUGCAAUCAUUUAGUGAUUUUUUUUUUAUUUUACUUAUAGUUCUGAUUGAGAUUUUUGUUCAAGUAAAAAAAACCUCUAUUGGUGAUAUUUUUUGUUUUAUUCUCCUAUUUCUAUUCGUAUGCACUGAUUGAGUAUAGACUAUUAUAUAAUAAUGUUUGAAUGUUUGACAUUUCGAUUUUAAAUCGAACUCAAAAUAUUGCUUUAUUCAAACCCCAAACCAAAUUUUAAAAACGUACCCUUGUUUGUUUUGCCUUUUUGAUUGCUAUAUUAAGCUUUCGAAUUUAUCAAACAAAAAAAAAAACUAUUAUUCUAUUAAGAAAGUAUAAAUAUAUUUGAAGUGUGAGCAGUUUAGAUCAAUGGAAUGGUUAGAAGAUAUAAAUUAAAUGAGAAACCAUUCUGGCAAGCAAUAUACUUAAGAAAAAAUAUAUACGUAGCACGAAAGAGUACAUCAUAUGAUCGCUGUUCCAAAUUUUUUCCCUUGUUCCCAUUCGAUAAAUAUUUAAUCAUCACUGAUACAUACAUAUGCUAACAUUGAAAAACUUAUGAUCAACUCAAAACAACAACAACAAAAUCGUAUACAUUUAAACAUUAUUCCGAGGGCGGGGAACAUUUUUCCUACGAUUUUUUUUUUGAAUCACAUAGAAAAUCGUUUUGCGAUAAACCAUUGACGCGCAGGAGAUGUUAUUUAUGAAUUUUCUCCCGUCAAAAUCGAAAUUAUAUAUUAUAAUAGCUCAUUAGCUGACCCUAUUUGGCCUAUCGUAAUGGUAAAUAACAUACAUUAAAAUAACGCUGUCAAUCAAUAACAAAAAAAAAAGUUUUCAUUGCACCAAAACCAAAAUCAAGAUAAUAAUCAAGUAAUAAUUUAGGCUGAUGGUCACCAUUUUUUUCUAAUCAAUUGUUUUUUCAAUGGUGCUAUGCGCACCAAACAACUAUCUAUUGACAUCAUCGUUGAUCAAUAUAAUAACAUUCAUGGGAUUCCAUCCAAAAACGAAAAUAAUAAAAAAACAAAUAGAUUUAAUUUGUAUCGUUCCUCCGUUUUUUUAGAUACAACUUUUUUUUAUAGUGAAUACCUUACAUAAUCAAGCCGACCGAUUUACAAUAUUAAUAUCACCCACCAGACCACGAUGAUUUUUUUAAAAUAUGUGUUUUUCUGUCUCGCUCAUGUUUUGUAGCCAUAUAUGCAUAUUUGUAAAUUCCCAUUUCAUUUUCGAAUUGCACCGUAUCACAAUGUGAAAUCAACACUAUCUACCUAUACAUACACAUAAAAUCGAUCGCAAUAAAAUAAUAAAACAUGGAAUCUAACAAAAAGAAACAAUGAAUGUCAUGAAAACAAUUGCUUGAGAAAUAAUUUACAAGUUUGAUGGUUGUUAGAACGUGAAAUUAAUCGAAGCCAAAUCUAAUUGGAUUUAAGAUAUUGUAAAUUUGCUCAACAUCUUUUCUUUGUCUGAGCAAAUCUUUGUGUUGGUCUUAGAUUUAAAAUAAAUCGAUUCCACAGAAAUGCAAACAAUGAAUUACUUCAAGUUAUCGAUAUAAUAAGAGAAGAAAAUUUAAAAAAAUAAAACGAAAACACUUAUAUUACUUAUACAAAAUACUUGUUAUUGGUUAAAGACGAUCUCUAAAAAUUUAUUAAAAUGAAAACACAUUCAUAUUUCAAGUCAAAUAAAAACAUUUUAUUUAUUUCAAGCGUCGUUCAUUCGUAGCGAAUUGAACCCACAACGUACACAUUUAUUUGAAAACAAUAAAUCAAUU
Contarinia nasturtii (swede midge) is the source of this 7459-nucleotide messenger RNA. RefSeq lists its product as uncharacterized. NCBI's taxonomy places the organism in Eukaryota, Metazoa, Arthropoda, Insecta, Diptera, Cecidomyiidae. The record is from RefSeq and is a predicted model, not a curated record. The coding region runs from base 1426 to 5343 and encodes 1305 amino acids. The transcript is spliced from 8 exons.